This is a messenger RNA of Aspergillus aculeatus ATCC 16872, 873 nucleotides long. RefSeq names its product rRNA-processing protein RRP15. Gene Ontology annotation, cellular component: preribosome, large subunit precursor. NCBI's taxonomy places the organism in Eukaryota, Fungi, Ascomycota, Eurotiomycetes, Eurotiales, Aspergillaceae. Gene Ontology annotation, biological process: maturation of 5.8S rRNA; maturation of LSU-rRNA. The record is from RefSeq and is a predicted model, not a curated record. The transcript has a single exon. Bases 1 to 873 code for a protein of 290 amino acids.
AUGGCCCCCUACGUUAAAAAGCGCAAAGUCCUCGACUCGAUCGCAUCCCGUCCCCAGAAAAAGUUCCGCAAGCAGCGCGCAUACCACAGCAGCUCCGAAGAUGACGAAGACGAACCCACCGAUUUCCAAGCCGUCAGUUUGGCAGACUCCGACGUUGAGGAGGAAGCUGUGAAGCAAUCCAAGAAACACAUCCGGUCCAUCGGCGAAUCGACCAAGAAGGCUCUCCCCAAGGAGCAGCUGAAGAAAAAGCAAGAGGAAAGCUCCGACGACGAAAAUAUGGCAUCCGAUUCGGAUGCAGACGACUCGGAAGAAAUGGAGGACGAUGAGUUCGACGUGGGCGCAGAGUCCGACACUUCCAAUCCCGCCUCGACGGCAGGUGGUCGGGCGGUUCCUAAGCGUCAUGAUCCUACUGCGUUCUCGACCUCAAUGGCCAAGAUUUUGGCAACCAAGCUCCCUUCCUCGAUGCGCGAGGACCCGGUGCUGUCCCGCAGCAGAGACGCUGCCCAGAAGAGUACCCAAGUGGCGGAAGAGAAGCUGGAUCGCCAGGCGCGGGCUAAGAUGCGGGCGGAGAAGAAGGAGGAGUUGGAUCGUGGCCGUAUCCGCGACGUGAUGGGAUUGGAGCGUGGCCAGGCUGGCCCAGUGGCCGAGGAGGAGAAGCGGUUGCGCAAGAUCGCCCAGCGUGGUGUGGUCAAACUGUUCAAUGCUGUCCGCGCCGCUCAGGUUCGUGGAGAGGAAGCCGCCAAGGCGGAGCGAAAGAAGGGCACAAUUGGUAUGGGCGAGCGCGAGAAGGCUGUGAAUGAAGUUAGCAAGCAGGGAUUCUUGGACCUGAUCAGCGGAAAGAAGGGCAAGCCGUUGCAGAUCGAGGAGGCUUGA